GUUCCCGGCUCCGCACGGACCCGGCUCUUCCCCUUUAUUCAGCGCUGCCCCGCAGGAGACGGACUCGCCCCCCGCUGCAUCCGCUCUGGGGACGGGGAGGAGAAGAGUUAACAGUGCAGCUGUAAGAUGAAACCUCCAUCUGGGCAAGGCAUAAGGUUGGCAUACCUUCUCCUGAGUCUGGCUCCCCUCUGCCUUCCCAGCCCUCUCUGGAAGGACCGCGAUUUCCUGAUGCAGGAGGAGAAAGCCCAAAGGACAGGUGGCAACUUGGUGCUGAGUAGGCAGGAGCAGCAGCUCAGCACAAAGCUCGUCAACCUCAAGAAGAAGGAAGUGGAAGCAGCCAUGAGUACAGGACAGUUUCCUCCAAGCAUGCACUUCUUCCGGGCAAAGAGCCUCAUUGAUCAGAGCGCGGUGUUCAGCAUCUUAAAGCGCAUGCCGAAAGGUGCUGUGCUCCACCUGCACGACUUGGCCAUGCUGAGCGUGGGCUGGCUGGUGUACAAUGCCUCCUACCUGCCUGACUGCUACAUCUGCUUCACCAACACGGGCUCCGUCCGAUUCCGCUUCUCCCGGCCGCGCCCUCCGCACCCGCUGCCAGCCCAGUGCUCCCAGUGGCUUCUGCUGGGCUCCUACCGGGAGCAGCUCAGCGACGUGGCCGAGUUUGACAGAGGCUUGCUGAGAAACCUGACCCUGGUGACAGAUGCCCCUGAGCUGGCCUACCCCUCUCAGGCUUUCAUUUGGAAAAGAUUUGAAGAAAUCUUUCUCAUUGCCUCUGGACUUAUCUGCUAUGCACCUGUGUUCAAGGCCUAUUUCUACCAGGGGCUGCUGGAGCUCUAUGAAGAUAACAUACAGUAUGUUGAGAUAAGAGCUAUCCUGCCUGCGGUGUACGAACUGGAUGGCACCCAGCACAAUAAAUCAUGGUCUGUGGCAACCUACCGGGAAGUGACCAGGCAGUUCGUGAAGGAGCACCCAGACUUUGUUGGAGCCAAGAUUAUAUUUGCAGCGCACAGGAUGCUGAAUGUUUCCCAGAUUAAAGAAGCCAUCCUCACUGCCAUGGCACUCAGAGCCCGCUUCCCAGACACCCUGGCAGGCUUCGACCUGGUUGGUGAUGAGGACGAAGGUCAUUCUUUAUGGGACCUGAAGGAUGCCCUGACCAUCCCAUAUUCCAUGGGGGUCAACUUGCCAUACUUCUUCCAUGCUGGGGAGACUGACUGGCAGGGCACCUCUGUAGACAAUAAUGUGCUGGAUGCAUUGCUACUGAAUACCAGCAGGAUUGGCCAUGGACUCGCUCUCAUUAAACACCCAAUAGCCAAAAGUUUGUCUCUGAAGAGGGAUAUUCCUGUAGAGGUCUGUCCCAUCUCCAACCAGGUCCUGCUGUUGGUGGCUGACUUGAGGAGUCACCCUGCAGCUGACCUCAUGGCUGAGGGGCACCCCAUUGUGAUCAGCCCCGAUGAUCCCUCCGUCUUUGGGGCAAAGGGAGUCUCCUAUGACUUCUACGAGGUGUUCAUGGCCAUCGGAGGGAUGAACGCCGACCUGAGGACCCUAAAACAGCUUGCACUCAACUCCAUAAAAUACAGUGCCAUGCCACUGGAUGAGAAAGCCAAGGCCAAAGAGGUCUGGCAGAAAAAAUGGGACCAAUUUGUGGCUGACCUCUCUGAUAGCUUUCUAAGGGAGCUGUAGAGAGGACAAGGCUCAUCUCAGAAGGCAUUUGGCAAGCUAGAGCAAGCCAGACUGAUUGCUAAGAGGGAGACUUGCUUCUUCCACGUGACCUGAGCAGAUGAAUGGACGUCAAAGUCUCACCUGGCAGUGGGCGACUCUGCUAAGCCAGGCUUAAUGGGCUUAAAGCUAAGAAGGAGCUGCACUAUCCUCUGAAACUCAUGGGCUGGAGAUAAAAGGGAGCAGUGAGCCUUUAGAGCAACUACAAGAAAUCGCCCUGCUCAAAAGAGUCAAAACAAUUAAAAAUUGCCAAUGACCAAAUCCUGACGUGCUUAUUCAGGAAAAACACGCUUUCCAAUUAGAGUCAGCAGGAGAUUGCCAACAUGAGGAUCUCUGAAUUUUGCCUUAUCAUUACAAAAUGCAGACCUUGUCCGGAAACAGCUAAGACAAACAUCCAACCAUUUGGGCCACUGACCUUCAAGAGAGCAAGGACUGAAAAUGACUCUUGUUAUGUUUAACCCUGGGCCUGCCGCCAAAAUAGCACGGCUAGGUCGAAGAACCAGUCAUAGGUCUGAUGUCUGCUAUUUCAGGACCUACCAUGGCUGGAAACAAGCUGGUGGAACUUGCUCCCAGAACAUUUAAGCCUGGUUGCACAGUGAUCAUAAAGCCAGAAGAGAGGUGCCUCAGUUGCCAGCAUUUUUUUUUUUUUACUGCAAAGUAUUUUCCUGUCCUCUGGUCAAAAGGAAGACAAAACACAUUUCAGGUUAAGUCAAAAACAUCCUGGCUUCCCAGACCCAGCUUGAUUAAAACUGUCCCCCUGCACAAGGCUGUGUUAACACAGACAUUUAUAGGAAACAUCUUUUGGUUUCAGGGAGUUCCACUGCUUUGUUACUGAACUCAUCGUGCAAAUGUGGCUUUUUUCAGCCUGUCAGAGAGAUUUUCACCUUGGUAGAGAACUGCUGUGGAUAUCCACAGGGCUCAUUUGGAUCUCUGUAGCUCUGUGGUUUCCAGCUCCUUAGCAAAAAAGACAACCUACACAAGAAAUAGUUUCUUGACAAGCUGAUUCGCUGUCUUAACAUCAUCAAAAAUACCAGGAGGAGAACUAGUUGCAGGGAGACUAAAAAAAAAAAAAUAAUAAAAUUUUAAUCUAAGGUUGCUAAAUAAAUUUAGAAAAAUCCUUCAGCACACACAUGCCAAGCAUGCAGCCAGGAUCAAAAAGCAUCUUUCCCUGACUUCAGUACAAUCAUGCUGGUUUGCAUCAGUCAAGGGAGAAUUGACAAAAGUUCCUACCUAAAGUCAUCUCCCUCCUCUGAACCACAGACUUGCAAAGGCUGUUGUUUCCUAAUCUCUCCAGCCCAAAUGGCUCUCUUUAUGCUCUCUGUUAAUUGUCUCAAGCUGCCUGGCCAUAGUGUUUAUUUCCACUGACCUUGGUUGGAACACCUUAGCAGGAGGCAAGCGCACUUAUUACAGAAGUGGAUCAAGCUGUGCAGCCUGUGUGCCCUGCGUUAAAUUACCCACAGUUCACAGGCUUCAUCUCAAGAAAACAAAAACCAACCAAACCCACUACAAAACCCCAUCACAGAACACAAAUAAAACCACAACAAACUGCAGGUGUGUGCAUUGCAGAAGGCAGCAACACAAACCACAGAAAUGGAAAAGCGAGAGCCCAGUCACACAACAUCUUCCUCUGAAGCACCCUGGUGCUUUUUUUUGCCUUGAUUUGGUCUUGGGAAGGAGUUUUAUCCUGGAGGAAUAGCCAGAGCAGAGCCACCCUCCCUCCUCCUGCAUGGGUGGUGCAUGCAGAGCUCAGACUAAAGUCCCCAGGGUAGGUUUUGGUCACGGCCAGGUACUAAAUGCUGACUUGGGAAGUGCCUUACUUGUAAUGAGUUGAGGAGAACCAUUGCAAACAAGCAGAAUGGCUGCUAACCAGUGACCCAAAGCCCUGUCUCUCUCAGCAACCUGAUCUUUCAGCUUUGCUAUAUGUAGAUGGAUGAAGACCUUUAUUUGCCAUGAGUUGAUUCUCCCUUAAAUAAGCCUCUUUGCUGCCAAGGUGAAGCUAAUCAUUACAGAGCCACUGUGGGAGGAGCUGAGCUCAGGUUGACCCGUGCCCCUUUCUUUUCCACCACAGCAGAAAGCUUUCAGCUCUUCCUGCACGUGGUCUCUUGAGGUCCUGAACCACUUUUUGGUCACCUGUAGUCCUCCUUUCUCUUCAUUACCUGCAGUAAUUGCAGGGCUAGGUCUUGCAUUUACCAAGUGCUUGCUGGAACCAGUUUACCUGUUGUGUCCAGCUUGUUCUUGCUUUCCUAGGAAAAGCCUGCCGUGCACAUGGCCAUUUACUUAUUUCACAACUGUCCUGUGAUGGUUCCAAGUGCCUGGAGCCACCAGUGCCUGAUGCUGUCCAGGAUUACAGCAGAGUCAGGUCUGAUGCAGAAAUCACAAGGGUUUAAAAUGGCACAGGUCUGAUGCAGCCCCCAAAAAGGUGAACCUUGACUCUACAGGACUGUGUGUGCAUUUGGAACUAGCUUAGUGGCUCCGCUUCUGAUGGAAGUGUCCACCUUAGGGGUGGGCAGAGGGCAGAAAUUCUUCCAUCCUGAUCAUCUCUGUGGGUUUAAAUGUGAACCUGAACCACACAGAGGGGCCUGACUCCAAAGGUAUGGCCUUCCUUGGAUCCCUCCUUGCACAGGGCAUUGCCAUGUGUGGUGCCUGGGGCUUCCCAAAAGUCCUCUGGCAUAUUUAGGGCCUUAGUGAGUGUGACAGAGGGAAGGACAGCCUGCGCUACUGCUGGGGAUCUGCUCUUCCUUGUGGCAUGCUUUAGUUGGGAGAAAGGUACAAACUGAGAAGCCCAGGCUGCAUCCUCACCUCUCCAACUCCAGGUGUGCAAAAAAGGAGGAAUUUAGGCUGGACCACAGCAGUUAUAAAAGAUUUCAUUCAGCUCCAUUCAAGCUUUGGGUAAAUUUGGCUGCAGGGCUUCACUGAGACUUGGCUUUUAGCAGCAAUAUUCCAAGGGUUUUGCUGCCAGUCUAUUCCCUUUUCCCCAGUACCUUGGCUCCCUGCUCACAUUUAUUGGCAAAUACACCACAUAUUAUGCUCUCUUGCUUGUCUCUUUCAGAACAUAGUCUAUAAUUAAUUUUUUUAGACCUGUCUUAAUUGUGGGGGUUAUUUUUUCUUUUUUUUUUUUUUUUCCUUUUUUUUUGGCUCCCUGUUAAAAAGAGCAGGAGAUGCCUGGAUUUGAUGGGAAGUUUUAAUCUGGAGCAUGCAGUGGAGGGGGAUGUCUCACAUCACUCAGCCUGGAGUGAUCAGGGAGUCUGGAAUGCCUUCCCAGCAAAGGGCAGCCUGAUCUGUGGAGCUAACACAGUGUUGAGUGCCCUGUUCCCACUUCUCCAAGCCCCAGAGGAGCUGCAUCCAGCUCAGGGCCGUGUGUGGAUCCACAGAGCACCUGACAGGAUUAGCUUGUGCUGCCUCUCCUCCCACUACAGCCCUGUACCAUCUCAGUGAUGGCCUGCUUCAGUCUCCAUCCAGACUCAGGAGCAAGGAAGGAGAGUAGAAAAUUCAUGGAAGUUGCAAUUAGGGUUAUUUCAAACAGUCAUAAUGCCUUGGGUGGCAAUGCAAGAUGGAACCAGAAGGAUGUGUUCUAUCACCAGCUGUUAAAACCAGCUGGGGCACUGUUCUUUAUCUCUCCCACCACCCAUCCUCCCUCCAAGGGGAAAUCUGCUGUUCAUGGGCCAUUGAGUCUCACUGCAGGACUGAUAAAAUUCCAUCAUCCAUUGGGAGAUGCUCCACCCAGGGGCA
Pseudopodoces humilis (Tibetan ground-tit) is the source of this 5439-nucleotide messenger RNA. RefSeq names its product adenosine deaminase 2 (gene ADA2). Gene Ontology annotation, molecular function: adenosine deaminase activity. The record is from RefSeq and is a predicted model, not a curated record. NCBI's taxonomy places the organism in Eukaryota, Metazoa, Chordata, Aves, Passeriformes, Paridae. Gene Ontology annotation, biological process: adenosine catabolic process; inosine biosynthetic process.